AUUUGUGUGAUUAACCCUCUCGAUCAUCACAAGAAGCAGGCCAGGAAGUGUCGGUGAGGAUAAUUCAGAGCAUUCUUGUGCAAAAUAAAUGUUGUUGAUUUGUAGCAAAAGAGCAGCAGACAGAAAUUCUGCCAUUUCACACGAGCACGUUAUUCAGUGGAGAAAGGAUUUGAAACAAGUUUCUUGCCCUCUCCGCAAAUCCGCCUCUCUUCCAUAAAAGGCAUUCUCGUUGUUGAUGGAGGAAGGCAGUGCUUAAUAUUACCAGCGUUUCGUAAUGUCUUAUUACUACCAGAGGAAAAAAUUGCGUGAGACUGGCAGAAUACAUACGUAAUAAAUGCUCAAGCAGAUCAGAAGGUGCACAGAACAACAGGUAUUUUACAAUCAUGAAACUGAAUCUUCACAGACUUUCAGAUGCAACAACGGUGCGAAUACUGCUGCUCCUGCUCCUUGUACCACUACCAAUGCAGAGUACCACAUACAUAUCUACACAUAUAGUUGGUGGGUAAAAAACUUUGCAAAGGUUUAGUUCAAAAUUCGGCUUCAAAAACUUUUAAAUAAAUAUUGUUCUGCGUUCGACGAGUUGAGCAACUAUUUCGAGCUUCUAUAAAAAUAUUCUUUAAUUCGUCGUAUUUCGCAAUGGGGGUAAUUUCGUAGAAUUUUGGCAAGUGCAAGUGUAAGCUGGGUUGAGAGUGUCUUUGAGUGAAAUUUGUAAUGUUACGUUGAACUUAAUAGUGAACAUUACAUGCAAAUACCAAUGGUAUACCAUGGCAUCACCAUUACCCACUUAAAUAGUUGGAUAUGAAAAACUAGCACAUGCUAAAAAAUGUUCCUGUUAAUAACUGCAUGAAUUAUUCGGUGACAGCGAGUGAAUUGCCUGACAAUCUCUAAUGGCUGGUGAAAAAGAUCCUGAGGACAAACAAGUGCUGAUCGACAACAGUGACCCUGCUGAUCAUGCCGAGGAAUCUUCCACUCCAUCCUAUGCAGAAAUACCACUAACUGCUUCCCCGAUUAGCAAUAAGACCUCAGAACGUCUCGCAAAUCGCUUCGAGGGGGAGGGCAGCGAUUCGCCAGAAUUGUUCAAAACCUAUGAGGAUUUCGCCCUCGAGUACGAAGGAUUUCAGAGUAGAGUGACCUUCCAAACCUGCACUGGCCCCAACAACGACGCACCGCCUCCAUCCUGCUCCCCACCACUGGGAGGAGGAGGCGGAGGGAGUCGUGGGCUGUGCACUUAUGUGACGCGGAGAGUUGGGAGACUGAUUCGACCCGUGCAGAAGCUUGGUCAAUGGUGGAGAUUUCACAGGAAGCUUUUGAUAUCCUGCUUCCUCACCCUGCUCGGUUCUGCGGGUUGUCUCAUUUUCUUCCCCCUUCACCUUGAAAAUGUGAGUCGGGGGGUGGCGGGUGCUGGGGACGGCUACUCCGCCUGCCUCGCAGCCUCCACCGUCGUCACGCUCCUCUUUCUCUUCAACUCGGUCGUUCUGGAAGUGAUGGAGAGGCGGAAGCUCUUUUCGGAAAGCGUUCUGCGCCCAGUUGUGGGAUGGCGAAGCGCGCUCAAAGUCGGCUUCUGCCUCGGCCUCAGUUUUGUUACCAUUUUCUACUCGUGGGAAGAUGACAAGGUUCCCUGCAACUUUCAAGAUCCUCUCUUGGGACUGGUCAUCAUUUUCGCAAUCAUCACUCAUGCUGUUUGCAGAUGGAAAAGCAUUGGACUCAAACGUGCUUUUGCACUCUCAGCCGUUGCAGCAGGCGUAUUUCUAAGUGUGGACUAUCCUCUGGUGGACCACCACCGGUGUCGAGGUCACUACUAUCAAAAAACUGACAAAGAAACGUCAAUUACCUGGACGUGGCAAGUUCAUUUCGUGUGGACGAUGGCGUUCGUGGUCUCCAUUUGGCUGGCAACUAUCGCCGCAUUUUUCCUCGAAUCCUCAAUCCCCGUACCAAAAGUGAAACAUAGUCGUCUUUACGAUUUGGAGUACAAUGCCGUGAAGCUUCGAGUGAUGAGCAAAAAUGUGGGGAACGGGGGUACGAGUUCGGCGGAUGCUGCGACGGAUGUCUCCUGGCCUGGUGGAAAUUGUCUCAACUCUUUUUACCGUUUCAGUCCUUACGCACAGUUUAAUUUAGGGCUCAUUUCCAACGCUGUGCUUUGGUUCUCAGUGACCACGUGGGCCAUCAUCCUCUCACUCUUUUGGACAGAAUUUAUCCCUGGAUUUGGAAAGGGAAUCCGGGUGGAAAAGUUACCAGAUCGAAUAUUCGUCGCUUUUCAAACGUCACUGACCAACGAAUCGUCGUGGGCUUUGUUCGUGUCAGUCUUCACCUUCAGCCAUGCCUUUGCCUACGUGACGGUCUUGACACGAUCGCCAAUCACGGCCAUUUCCGUGUCCACGGUGGGAUUUCCCAUCAUUGGGCUCUGGUGGUCAUUCUUCCAAAUCAACCAUAGUUUUUUCGUCUGGAUGCCCGUGAUGAGUGGGGAGCUUAUCUGCGCCACCUUGGGACUCGUAUCCGUGUGUGCAGGAGUCUAUUACUUUGUCAAGUUUGAGAUCCUCAAGCCAGCCAGAGUUCACAAGACUAGGGUCGAUCAACACUACUGAUUGAUCGAUAAUGUAAAUAAAUACAUAGGUUAAUAAUAUAUGACACGCACAUAUACUUACUUACUUUUAAGCUGAUGGAUGUUCUGGUCAAACCGUGAUUUUGUAAUUAAUAAUACUUAUUAAUAAACUACAAAAUAACGAGUCGCACAGUAA
Molecule: messenger RNA, 2735 nt
Organism: Folsomia candida
Lineage: Eukaryota; Metazoa; Arthropoda; Collembola; Entomobryomorpha; Isotomidae
Exons: 5
Coding region: 888-2582 (564 amino acids)
Source: RefSeq, a predicted model, not a curated record